UGGUCUCACUAGCCUACUCUGCCAUCAUAGACAGAAUAAGCCAUAUAAGUAAGUAGAUGUGUUAGCACUCAAAUAAAAUUUUAUUUACAGGAACAAGGUACUGGCUAUAUUUUGACUGAAGAUGGUAGCUUACUGAGCCUUGGAUUCGAUUAUUUCUUAAUAACUCAGGCAAAAGAUCAAGGAUGUUUGCUGGCCGGGUUGCAUCAAGUAGAAGUUCAUCAUCCACUUCUAUUUAGCUUAUUAUUUUGAUUGACAGUCUGUUCAACUUUGGUUUUGACAUGCUGAUUUUUACACAAGGAUUUCUUGAAGAACGAUCAGUGCUAGAAUAAAAACUAUCCAAACUGACAAUUGGCCAAUUCAAACUUUUCUCUAGUGGUCUCAUCUGUUUCUUAAAGGGGAGAGUAGGAGAGGGGCUGGGUAGAAACAGCAGUCAGAAAAAUAGAACAGGAAACCCAAACUCUAGCUGGACGGAUCUGUGAUGAUUCCAGAUGGCAAGAUGUGUUUCCUGAAACCCCUCACUUUGCUCCUGGCACACAGGAGCAUCAUGGUGACGGUGGUAAUCGUUUCCUCUCGUGUCCUCUCUUCCUGUACAGCAUCAGUGCCAAGAAAGCACAGCAGGUCCUUACCACAGUUAUUCCAGGAAGAAAAAAUGGGAAGUUUCUGGAAAUGCAUUGGAAGUGUCUAUGGAAAACAUUGGUGAACAAGUUAUGUGUCUGAUGGCUUAUCACCUACUUUUUGCAAUGUUUAUCUGGUCAUACUGGAAAACUAUCUUUACAUUACCAAUGAAUCCUUCAAAAGAAUUCCAUCUCUCCUAUGCAGAGAAAGAACUGCUGGAAAGAGAGCCAAGGGGAGAAGCUCAUCAGGAAGUUCUUAGGCGAGCAGCCAGAGACCUUCCUAUCUACACCAGGACCAUGUCUGGAGCGAUCCGCUAUUGUGACAGAUGCCAGCUUAUCAAACCAGAUCGCUGCCAUCACUGUUCCGUCUGUGAUAAAUGUAUCUUGAAGAUGGAUCAUCACUGUCCCUGGGUGAACAAUUGUGUUGGAUUUUCAAAUUAUAAAUUCUUCCUUCUUUUCUUGGCUUAUUCUCUUCUGUACUGCCUUUUUAUUGCUGCCACAGAUUUACAGUAUUUUAUCAGAUUUUGGACAAAUGGCCUACCUGAUACCCAAGCCAAGUUCCAUAUUAUGUUUUUAUUCUUUGCUGCAGCUAUGUUUUCUGUCAGCUUGUCUUCUCUGUUUGGUUAUCAUUGUUGGCUAGUCAGCAAAAAUAAAUCUACAUUAGAGGCAUUCAGAAGUCCAGUAUUUCGACAUGGAACAGAUAAGAAUGGAUUCAGCUUGGGUUUCAGUAAAAACAUGCGACAAGUUUUUGGUGAUGAGAAGAAAUAUUGGUUCCUGCCUGUUUUUUCAAGCCUAGGUGAUGGUUGUUCAUUUCCAACCUGCCUUGUUAACCAGGAUCUCGAACAACCACCCACUCCUGCAGGACUGAGGUCAGCAGCUAAAAAUCCUGAAAACAAUCAAUUUCCUGCAAAGCCAUUAAGAGAGUCCCAGAGCCAUCUCCUUACUGAUUCUCAGUCUUGGAUGGAAAGCAGCACAAACCCAGGAAAAGGCAAAGCUGGUAUGAGUAACCCUGCAUUAACCAUGGAGAAUGAGACUUAAUUCUUCAGGCAAAAUAAGUUCUUACUGUCUAAAAGUACUAAUGAUACUGAAGGAUGGAAGAGGCUUCUCACAGGAAGGCGCCAUCUGUCACUUGUGCUUGUAUUAUCCCUUUGCCUAGAUAUGUAGAUUUUUUGCUUGCUUGUAUUUUUGUUUCUUCCAAGAGCUUUGUGCUUGCAAGCACUGUACAACUGAGCUACAUAAAGCAUAACAUGUUUUGAACCAAUAUAUAAAUUGUUACAACUAAUGAAUUCCUGUUAUGUAUUAAAGGUAGUUAUGAUUUAUUUAUCAAAGGGGAAAUAUCUAUGAAAACCUGGGAAUAAAUUCAUAGGUCAUUUUUCACCAGUUUAAUCCGAUAAAAAUCCCUUUAGUUAUUUGAGUUUUCUGAUUCAGAAAGUUUGGACUACAGUCCAAAAAUUUGUAAGACUUCAAGUUACAUUAUAAUUUUAAGCUUUGUGAGACCUAUUUACUACCUUUAAGUAGAAGGUAAAAAAUCAGAUUUAAUUUAUGGUUUUUCCCUCUACAUGAAUCUAAGCCUCAGAAUAAGAGAGCUCUAGUAAAGUGAAGAUGGACAUACAUUUUUGCCAGAUGUUAAUUCAAAUUCUAAUAUUUUCUCCUUUCUGGAAAGUAAGCAUUGAAACUUGAGCUCACUACUCAAAGCAAUUAUAUAGAAAAUUGUUCUCAAAACUAAUCAUGUUUUGACAAAAUAAUUCUAUUAUAUCAGAAACAUUUUCAGCUCUUCUAAUCUUAAAUUGGGGGGGAGCAAGAAAUCUGUGGCAACAGUUAUGAAGAUUGAAUCAUGGUAUUCUUGAGUUUGACUUUUAUAAAACCUCUCCUUCAGGUUAUUUCUUCUAUUGAAUAGUAGAUGUAUUUAAUUGUUGAGAAUUCCUUAGAGAUCAAUGGAUCAUUUCUCCAGUGAUGUCUGUACUAUUUCUCUGUCUUCCAAAAAUAUAACAAAAUGAUUAAAUUAUAUAAAUCAUUAAACAAAAACCAUACACUUUGGAAAUUUAGUUCAACAUGAACAAAAUGGUGCACUAUGUGGAAAUUUAGUUUAAGAUAAGCUAAGGUGAUGUGUCUCUUGAUGCCAAAAUGUUUGGCUUCAGUAAACAUAUUCAGAAGUUCCUGUGCCUUGUAUGCACUAUUAAAAAAAAAAAGAAAGAAAAACCUCUCACUUAAAAAAAAAAACACCACCACUUGAAUGGAACUUAAGUUUUGUAAAUGUUAAUGAGAGAAUAACAUAUAAGAUAUAUAAUUUCUUUGGUAGUGAUUUUGAGAAUUUGAAGCAAAUCAUGUAUUAAAAACAGCUAAGGAAUUGGUGUAAAUAUGUUCAACACACCAUAAAGUAGGUCAGAAGGUAAUAGAGUACAAGAUCCAUGCAAUUACUAAGUCUUACUUAAAAAAAUAUAUAGUUUUAUAUUAAAUGUGUUUCUGGUAGAACCAAUGCCGAGCCCAUUUUACAGCUCUUUUCAGUGCAAUUCUUUAAACACUAGAAUGGCCAUUAUUUUUUAUCUUUUUUUUUUUUUUCCUAUUCAAGUGUUUGAUCUGACAAUCUGCUUUAAGAAAUCACAGAAGACAUAAUAGUUUCACUUUUAUCUUGAAUCAGUUGUUGAGGACUCGUCAUUACCUGAAGUGCCAGACUGGACCCUCUCGCUCUUGCUAUUAGUGUCCUGAGGGGCCACAGCCACAUGAAAGAUGAAGAAUUACGUGCGGCCACAUGUUUGGGGAAGCACAGGAAUGCUACAGCUGUUUUCUUUGACAUUCUGUUAAGUAUUUCUUGUCCAAAGGAAGCUAGGGAGAAAAGGAGGGACUUUUAUCUUUUAUCCUGCUAGAAUACUGUUAACUCUUCCUCCAAGUCUUUGGGGUACUUACAUAAUUCAAUAUACAUUAGACCUGGAAAAGUUUUUUUUUUAAAUAAACUGUUUUUCCAUUAA
Perognathus longimembris pacificus (Pacific pocket mouse) is the source of this 3580-nucleotide messenger RNA. RefSeq names its product zinc finger DHHC-type palmitoyltransferase 2 (gene Zdhhc2). The coding region runs from base 684 to 1652 and encodes 322 amino acids. The transcript is spliced from 13 exons. The record is from RefSeq and is a predicted model, not a curated record. Lineage: Eukaryota; Metazoa; Chordata; Mammalia; Rodentia; Heteromyidae. Gene Ontology annotation, cellular component: Golgi apparatus; endoplasmic reticulum. Gene Ontology annotation, molecular function: protein-cysteine S-palmitoyltransferase activity. Gene Ontology annotation, biological process: peptidyl-L-cysteine S-palmitoylation; protein targeting to membrane.